This is a messenger RNA of Benincasa hispida (wax gourd), 2437 nucleotides long. RefSeq names its product Pentatricopeptide repeat (PPR-like) superfamily protein. The record is from RefSeq and is a predicted model, not a curated record. Gene Ontology annotation, molecular function: protein binding; RNA binding. Gene Ontology annotation, biological process: RNA modification. Lineage: Eukaryota; Viridiplantae; Streptophyta; Magnoliopsida; Cucurbitales; Cucurbitaceae.
AUCCCUAGUCACCCAUAUAAGAAAAUAUUUUUUUAUUUAUAAAAAAAAAAAAAUUAAAAAAAAACACCAAAAAAUUGUGCGUUCAUCCGACUUGUCGUUUCGUCUUUUCUCUGUACAAAAUUUUACGAAUGCGGACAGGUCUAAUGUCGUCUCAAGUUCCCCAUUGCGAACUGAGGGUGUAUCAUAAAUUCGCGCCAAUGUGUAAAAUUUGUUUAAAACCCUAAACCCUCGAAAUCUGCAUCUUCGAUUCAUGCUCUAUACUUGUUCUUCUCAGCGAUUCAAAUCAGUUUCGUUUUGUUUUCCCCGAUUAUCAAUCAAUUUCCACUCCCAAUCUUCCGCAAUCACGUAUGACGACGACCUUCUCGAUUUCUUCGAUCAUCUUCUUCGGCAAUGCAAUGGGAUUCAACAUAGCAAACAAGUUCAUUCCGCCACCGUUGUCACCGGCGUCUAUUCUUCAGCGUUCGUCGUCGCUCGGCUUGUGUCCAUCUAUGGCCGUUAUGGGCUUGUUUCUGAUGCCCGUAAAGUGUUUGAUUCUGCGCCAUUUGAACGUUUGUCGAACAUGCUGUUAUGGAAUUCGAUUAUAAGAGCAAAUGUAAAUCAUGGGUAUUGUAGAGAAGCGCUUCAACUUUAUGCGAAAAUGAGAAAUUAUGGGGUUCGGGGGGAUGCGUUUACUUUUCCUCUGGUUUUGAGGGCUUCUUCCAAUUUGGGUAGUUUCAACUUGUGCAAGAAUCUACAUUGUCAUGUUGUGCAAUUUGGGUUACAAAAUCAUUUGCAUGUUGUGAAUGAAUUGUUAGGGAUGUAUGCGAAGCUUGAACGAAUGGAUGAUGCCCGCAAAGUGUUUGAUAAAAUGCGCAUCAAAAGUGUAGUUUCUUGGAACACUAUGGUUUCUGGUUAUGCCUAUAAUUAUGAUGUUAAUGGUACUUCUAGGAUGUUCCAUCAAAUGGAGUUGGAAGGGGUUGAGCCGAACCAUGUAACUUGGACUUCGUUACUGUCGAGCCAUGCCCGGUGCGGUCUUCUUGAAGAAACUAUGGUGUUGUUUAGCAAGUUAAGGAUGAAAGGUGUUGGUGCCACUGCUGAAAUGCUUGCUGUGGUGUUAUCUGUUUGUGCUGAUUUAGCUACAUUGAACAAGGGUCAGAUGAUUCAUGGAUAUAUGGUGAAGGGAGGUUUCUAUGAUUACUUGUUUGCUAAGAAUGCGCUUAUAACUCUAUAUGGAAAAGGAGGAGACUUGGUAGAUGCAGAAAAGCUAUUUCAUGAGAUGAAAGUGAAAAAUCUUGUGAGUUGGAAUGCUCUUAUAUCCUCCUAUGCUGAAUCUGGAUUAUAUGACAAAGCUUUUGAAUUGUUUUCUCGGCUGGAGGAAAUGGAAGUCUAUCCAGAGAUGAAACCAAAUGUUAUAACUUGGAGUGCAGUCAUUUGUGGAUUUGCUUCCAAGGGACUAGGAGAAGAAUCUUUGGAAGUUUUUCGUAAAAUGCAGCUUGCAAAUGUAAAGGCAAACUCAGUGACGAUAGCUAGUGUUUUAUCGAUUUGUGCUACGCUAGCUGCUCUAAAUCUUGGUAGGGAAAUGCAUGGUCAUGUCAUUAGAGCUCGGAUGGAUGAUAACAUAUUGGUAGGAAAUGGAUUGAUUAACAUGUAUACAAAAUGUGGAAGUUUCAAGCCAGGCUGUAUGGUGUUUGAAAAACUUGAAAAUCGAGAUUCAAUAUCAUGGAAUUCAAUGAUUGCAGGAUAUGGAAUGCAUGGACUUGGUAACAAUGCUCUUGCAACUUUCAAUCAGAUGAUCAAAUCUGGGUUUAGACCAAAUGAUGUUACCUUUAUUUCUGCUCUGACUGCUUGUAGUCACGCCGGUCUUGUUGCCGAAGGUCGUUGGCUUUUUUAUCAGAUGCUACAGAACUUCAAGAUCGAACCUCAGAUGGAGCACUAUGCAUGCAUGGUCGAUCUUCUCGGUCGUGCUGGGCUUGUGGAAGAAGCAAGUAAUAUCGUCAAGGGCAUGCCAAUUGAACCCAAUGCUUAUAUCUGGAGUGCUCUUCUCAACUCUUGCAGAAUGCACAAAGAUACAGAUGUUGCAGAAGAAACUGCAUCUCAAAUUUUCAUUCUGAACUCCGAGAUAACUGGAAGUCAUAUGUUGCUCUCGAAUAUUUUUGCUGCAAGCUGUAGAUGGGAGGAUUCUGCAAGGGUGAGGAUCUCAGCAAGAAUGAAGGGCUUAAAGAAAGUUCCUGGAUGCAGUUGGAUAGAGGUGAAGAAGAGGGUUUAUACGUUCAAAGCAGGACACUCGAUACCAGAAGGUUUAGAGAAAGUUGAUGAAAUUCUUCAAGAUUUGGCUCUUCAGAUAGAAAAUCAUGAUUUUGAUGAUAGUGUUAUUGAAUAAUGUUCAAGAACAACAUAAAUGAAAUUUUAUACCAAAAUACUCUCUCCAUAUGUGUGAAGCCCUUCAUUUUGUGGUUUA